Plasmodium inui San Antonio 1 is the source of this 5058-nucleotide messenger RNA. RefSeq lists its product as hypothetical. Gene Ontology annotation, biological process: protein sumoylation. The record is from RefSeq and is a predicted model, not a curated record. The coding region runs from base 1 to 5058 and encodes 1685 amino acids. NCBI's taxonomy places the organism in Eukaryota, Apicomplexa, Aconoidasida, Haemosporida, Plasmodiidae. Gene Ontology annotation, molecular function: SUMO activating enzyme activity. Gene Ontology annotation, cellular component: cytoplasm; SUMO activating enzyme complex. The transcript has a single exon.
AUGAAUUAUGUUUCGAAACAAUUCUGCCUUUUUAUUUUAUGGGUGAUAUUACACAAAGCAAGCCCGUACAAUUGUCUCAUAUCAAAUUACAACACGGUUAAGGUUUAUAGGGACAGGUUGUCCUUCCCCCAUUAUGACAUUUUCAGCAACAAGGGGAAUCUACAAAGGGGACAAUUUGCUGUAAGGAGGACAAAAUGGAAAGGGAGUAAACAACAUUUGAGCAGACUCUGUAGCAUACAAGUAAGAAGAGAGGAUAACAAAUCGAAAAAUUGUUCCACUUCCCAGAAGUGCUUACUUGAAAAUGUAGCGAAGGAUUUUAAAAAUGCCAGGGGGGGAAGUCUCGAAGGUGGCCUAAGGGAUGCACUACAGGGGGACACCCCAAAGAAGUGGACACAGCUAAGCGCACACACAAAGGGUCCAGAUAGGAAAAAGCCUAGUCUGCUUGACACUAUCAGCCAUAUGAAUUAUGCCACAAGUCGGGCAAGGGGAAAAGCGACCAAGCAUCAAGUACUCAACUGUCAUUCAGACCAUCCGAAUGAGGAAACUGGAAUACCCAAUGGUGUGGACCUCCUGCAGAAGGAAAAAAAAUAUAGCAGACAAAUAUACACGCACGGAUAUGAAGAGGAGAAGAAAAUUCGUAAGAGUAAAAUAUUAGUCAUCGGCCUAAACGGGGUAAGUAGCGAAAUAUGCAAAAAUUUAAUUCUUUGCGGAGUGAAGGAAAUAGGAAUAUAUGACAAUGACAUUUUGAGCGUAGACGAUGUAGAUAGCCUCUUCUUUUGCGAGGAAAAAUUUAUAGACAAGGAAAAAAAAAGCAUAGCUUGUGUGCAGAACAUGUGUAAGCUGAGUGACAACUGCAAAAUUGAAGUGGUCACAGAUGUUGAAAAUGCGAUGCAACACUACGACGUAGUUGUGUCAGUAAAUCAAAGUGACCAAUUUAACAUAAAACUGAGUAAUCUGUGCAGAAGGGGCAGUGUCAAAGAAGAAAAAAAAAAGUUCAUUUGCGUAAAUACCGUGGGCCUCUUUGGGCGCAUUUUUGUCGACUUUGGACAGUUUGCCUACUCCAAUUCGAACAGCAAUGGCGAGUCGUACGACAUAAGCAAAGUGGAACUCGCGGGCGAUGAUCAGUUCGUUCUUCAUUGUUUGCCCAACUACAGGGACAUCCAGAUGAGCGAAAAGGAUGUCCUAAUUCUUCGUGUGCAAAAUGGAAAUCAGCAGGUGGUGAAUAUCCCCUGCGAAAUUACAGACGUGUGCAAGGGAAGUAACAAAAUCCGCGUCAUCAUUUUGAAGAAGAAAAAUGCACUUGACACGCUUGUGGGGUAUGUGCUCCCCCUUCGAGUUGUAGAUUAUUUAGAAAAAAAGAGCCACCAUCUCGGUAUCCAUCUGUUUGAAAAAUUGACGAAGAUGCUCCAACGAAGAAGCGGCAAUCAGUGUGUGCAAGAAAUCGUCUUGAAAAAUCCCCCCCGAAAUAUGAGUGUCAAAAAAGUGCCUGAACAGAUCAGGUUAAAUUAUCAAAGUUUGGAGGAAUACUUAAACGGUGUGCGGGGAAAACUGGACAGGGGAAGAAGCUCCGCGCUGUGGUCCCUCCUCAUGAGGUUGUUUAACCGUCGAAAGGGAGGAGACCAAGUGAGCGACGAAGAGCUGUGCUUUCUAUGUUACGAAGAAAUGAUAAAAAAGAAGAAGGGGAAGAAAAUAUUCACCCCAGAGGAAAUUCAGGCGUUUCAAAACUGGUGUAAAAGAAGAAAAAAAAAUAUGAACGUUGAGGUAGUAAAUCAAUUUUGUUCAGCUGCACACAUCGAAUUGUCUCCAUUUUCUGCAUUUUUUGGAUCUUUGGUGACGCAAGAAAUUUUAAAAGGUCUGACGCGCAAAUUCAAACCGAUUUACCAGACCUUUUUUUUCGACAAGAGAGAUUUAUUUCCCUUUGCGAAAAUUACUCAUAAGUAUCACGGAAGGUACCUGCAUCAGCUGAAUUUUUUUGGGCCCCAAUUUCAGAAAUUUCUGAACGACCUGAACGUUUUGCUGAUCGGAUCAGGCGCCUUGGGGUGUGAGUUUUUGAAGCUCUUGGCGCUAAUGGGGGUUUCCUCGCGUAGGGGCCUAUCCCCUGGGGGGCGCAUCCAAGUGGUUGAUUACGACCUGAUUGAGGAAUCCAAUUUGUCUAGGCAGUUCCUGUUCAGUGCGAAAGACGUGGGGAAGUUGAAGUGCCAAGUGGCUGCAGAGAAUGUUAAGAAGUUAAACCCGAAUUUGAACUGUGGUUUUCUGAAAAUGAAGGUGGAUGAGUCCAUUUUGCGGAACCGGGGCUUACUUCUGAAUUGGUUCUUUUCUCCUUCGAGGAGUAAUGACCAAAAAGGGACACAUAUACGUAAUAGUACCAACUGGGGGGGAACUAACGAGAAGGAGAAAAUAGAAGAAAGAUCGCCUGACAGAAGAAGCACCUCCCCCAUUGUGUGCAUCCUCUGUUUGGACAAUUUCCAAACCAGGGCAGUGUGCGACACAUUCUGCGUGAUGAACUCCAUUCCAGUAGUCGAAGCGGGUAUAGAGGGUCUGAAGGGAAGUAGCCAAAUAGUUAUCCCCUUCUCAAGCGAGACGUACACGAGCAACUCGAUCGAUGGGCAAGCCGACCAGGAUGCAAAUAACUCGUGCACCAUUACAUCCUUCCCCAAACACCCCAAGCAUGUAAUCCAGUUUGCAAAAAGCGUUUACAAUCAUUAUUUUACCGACAAUGUGAUCAAAAUAAAUAACUUUUUGAACGACCCUGUCUCUUUUAUUGGCCACCUAUGCACCUACGACAACGUGAGAAACUUGCUCCAUUUUUUUAAAUUAACAAAAAUGUAUUUCAAUCCCAACGUCCACGAGAAUGUAGAGCUCCUCUGGAACAACACCUUUGUGAGAAAUAUUACCCACUUGCUCAAAAAGAACGAAGCAGAAUUAGAGAAGUAUUUUGAAGAAGUGAAGAAAUUGCCAAAGCCGGUUUUCUUCCAUCCGGAGAAUAAAAAUCACUUGCUUUUCUACCAGUGUGCGUUGAAAAAUUUCAAAAAAGUUUUCAAAAAUUUGAUAGACAUUUUGGCUAGCCAGAAAAGGAACCAAAGAGGUGUCUUCUUUUUUAAGGAUGAGAAAGUGGGGGCAUCUAAAUGGCCCCCAUUUGAGGACGCCAUAGGAGAAAUUGUGUCGAAGAAUGAUUUGCGCCUGGAUGUUAAGCGUCUGCUGUAUUUCCUCUCCGUUAUCCGCAGGAACACCGACCGGGAGUUUUACGCCGCUAUCCAAAGGGAGCUCUUCGACUUGUUCAACAACCCGGUGUUCCUUUUGGCCCUGCGGUGGGUGCAGCACCGGGGGGGGGAAGAGGCAAAAACGGAAGCAGCAGUGGGGAUGGGAAAAGAAGCAGCAGUGGGGAUGGGAAAAGAAGCAGCAGUGGGGGGGGGAAAAGAAGAAGCAGAGGGGGUGGACGCAACUGCCCGAGGUGGGCUCUCCGAGGAGGUGAACAUGGCAUGGAGCGGUAUGUUCAACUCUGGUGCCAACUCUGGUCAUAACUCCGGUGCCAACUCUGGUGCUAACUCAGCUUCCAAUUCCCAGGCUACCCCCUUGGUAAACAUUGCGCCUACCGCGCGGGUCCAAGAUGAUGCCCCCCCCCGCGGCCGGAAAGAAGUCGCGCUGCUCACCCCCCUCAUUUGCAACCUUCAGGACGACAAGGACGACAUCAACUUUGUCUUCAGCCUGACCAACGUACGCAACGAAAAUUACCAUUUCCCGCAGAUGCCCAUCCUGGAGUUCUUUAAAGUGUGCAAUAACAUCGUGCCGUCCAUCGUCACGGUCGUUUCGGCCAUUUCUGCUCUGGCGUCCCUCGAGUUGUACAAGCUGGCCCAUUUGAUGCAAUCGCGUGGGAGGGAAGCCCAAAUGGCGAGGGGCCAGAUGGGAAACUCCCAAGUGGGAAAGUACCAAAUGGGGAGAGACCACCCAACGAACCACCCGCCACAGCACGAGGAACCCCCCCCCGAGGACCUAACUCAAUUUCGCGAGGAAAAGCUGAAGGACCUAACCAUCUGCACGUACGGCAGCAAGGUCUACAUUAGGAAAAACGGAAAACUAUUGUUCUCCUUUUUUAACGUGCCCUACGAGGAGCUUCAAAUCCUCUCAAGCACAGUAAACAAUCAUUAUGUCAAUCUGGAGGAUAAUUUUUUCACCCAUUCUCAGCUUAGUAGCGUCUGCCCCGCUCUGUCCUAUGAAAACUCACCGUCAGCAUUGAUGAGGAGAUUUCAGUUUUCCGUUUGGAACUAUCUCUAUGUUGAUAUUUGUCAGAGAGAAGGAAAGAGGAAGGGCAACGGGGAGUGCCUCGUGGGGAAGUGCGGACUGUCCCUUCGUCUCUUCGACUACCGAGUGGGGGAGCAGCACGUAGAGGGGAGGCUGGCCGAGGCUAGUAGGGCGUUCCGAAGCAUGAUGAGAGGCGCGAACGACCAUGCUUCUGACAGCGCCAAGCCUGCGAACCGUGCGAACUUGGUAACCGACUUGGCAGACUCCAUCCUGAAGGACCUCCACACCGUGGCCACCGCAUCCGAAGAUGAAGCGUCUCUUCACCAGGCAUCUAUACACAUUCGCGACAUAAAGAAGAACGUGCAUGUAAUUAUGCAGCAGAGGAGAAACUCAGGAGAGUCGUCCAAGGCGAAGGGGGAAAAGGCACUAGCCGAUUUAGCCAUCACUUUAAAAGGAGUGAAAAAAUAUACGGAGCAGAUGAGAAGCCAAGCAGAAGCAUUUAUAAACAUGAGGAGGAGUGAAACCAGAGAAGACAUCACGUUAGACGAACUGGUGACUACCCUGGAGGUUCUCUUCGGUGUAUCCAUUCAGACAAUUGGGGUGAGGGACAAAAUUAUGUACACAAAAUUUCAGUUGCCCUCUUUUAGACACUCAGGAGGGAGAAGCCUCUCCGUUAUUUUACGCGAUCUCUUCAAGGCAGAUGCCGUUGCAGAUGCGGAUGCACAGGCGAGUACCUACGUGCUGCAUAUCUUUGCCACUGACAGUGCGGGGAGGGAAGUCAGCCUGCCCGACGUGCAGGUCAAUGUGCACCACCAUUGA